AUGGUUGCCAAGCGUCGCAGCGUCUACAGCACGAUGACCAAGGGUCCUAUGUACACGGGCGCCACGCUGCGCUUUACCCGCGGCCCGUACUACGCGCCGUCGCCGGACGUUGUCGCCGACAAGGGCAUGACCCGCGAGGACAUUGAAGCGCGCAUCCACCGCAUCCAGUGUGCUCAACGAAUCAUGUGGUACAAUGGCGAAGAAAAGUACAAUUUUGAUUCUCAAGACAUCGACGACCUGGCUCUCGUCUUUGGGAUCUGCGAUGCCACGACCCUCGAGGAGCUCUCGGCCGCCGACAAGACCCGUCUCGACAAGCUGGUUCUCAACGUUCACAACAUGGCCCAGUCAAAGCAGCGGGCCAUUUGGCGCGUGCACCGACGCUUUGCGAUGCUGGAGCGUGAGCGCGACAUGUGCGAGGCUCUGGGACUCGGACGCAAGCCGUUCUGCGCAAUCACCGAGGCGGAAAAGAUUCCGCUGCGUUUCUUGAUCGGAUCCGAUUGGAAGGACGUCAAGUCGGUCGCCGACGUUGCCUGUAGCGUCAGCGAAGCACAGAAGCGCCACCAGAGAACGCUGUGGAGGAUCCAAGUGAGGGGCAUCACCAAGCGCUGCACGUGUUGCCGCUACUACAAGCACGCUCCUCGAUACACGCUGCGACGCGACUGCCGAGAUGUCACCCAAUUCGACGCGCGGACUCACUGGGAAGACGAAGACAUGGCGAUUGACGAUGACGUGGCACGUGCGUGGGACGAGGAAGCGAGCGUUUUGGACGACGAAGACGACGAUGACGAUCUCACCCAUGAAGGCGAUGCGGAAGACGACGACAUGGAGCAGUACGACUUUUGCGCGAUCGACGUCCCCGAAGAAGAGAAGGCCAGCGUGGCGCAUACGAGUACAUGUAGUACGAUGUAAUCCUAGCCAGUCGUUUCGAUCCUUUGAAUGGGCACAGCUCUUCUGUGU
Molecule: messenger RNA, 957 nt
Organism: Saprolegnia parasitica CBS 223.65
Lineage: Eukaryota; Oomycota; Saprolegniomycetes; Saprolegniales; Saprolegniaceae
Exons: 1
Coding region: 1-909 (302 amino acids)
Source: RefSeq, a predicted model, not a curated record